Halteromyces radiatus is the source of this 1698-nucleotide messenger RNA. Its product is annotated as major facilitator superfamily domain-containing protein. The record is from RefSeq and is a predicted model, not a curated record. The coding region runs from base 112 to 1593 and encodes 493 amino acids. The transcript is spliced from 8 exons. Lineage: Eukaryota; Fungi; Mucoromycota; Mucoromycetes; Mucorales; Cunninghamellaceae. Gene Ontology annotation, cellular component: membrane. Gene Ontology annotation, biological process: transmembrane transport. Gene Ontology annotation, molecular function: transmembrane transporter activity.
UUUUUUUGAUCCCAUCUCUUUUUACAUAUUUAUUAAACUUUUUUUUAUUUUUAUUUUUUCAAUCUUUUUCCUUUCUUUUCUUUUUUUUUUAUAUAUAUAUCAAAUUAUAUAAUGUCAAACGAAGAAAUUGGAACAAAAAUAGAACAUACAUCUUCAGUAGAUGAUGUUGGCAAAUUGGAACAAUUGGAAGAGUAUUCAAGUGAACGUGAUAAAGAAAUAGAAAAAAAGAUUGUUAGAAAAUACGAUCUUCGUAUUCUUCCCAUCCUUUGUUUGUUAUAUCUUCUUAGUUAUUUGGAUCGUUCCAACAUUGGUAAUGCUAAACUAGGUGGUUUAGAAAAAGAUCUUUCUUUAACUUCACAACAAUAUCAAUGGUCUUUAUCUAUUUUUUACUUUGGUUAUGUUAUCUUUGACCUUCCUUCUAAUAUUGUCAUGAGACGCUGGCGUCCUUCUAUUUGGCUUGGUGCCCUCAUGUUUCUUUGGGGUGUUACUGCUGUAGCCAUGGCAGGUGUAAAAAACUUUGCUGAAUUAGCUACAGCAAGAAUCUUUCUUGGUGUAUUUGAAGCUGGGUUUUUCCCGGGAUCUAUCUAUUAUAUGUCCAUUUGGUAUACUCGUAAAGAAUAUGCUCGUCGUAUUGGUUUCUUUUGGUCUUUUAGUUCUUUGGCUGGUGCUUUUGGUGGUUUAAUUGCUUAUGGUAUUACGGAAAUCCCUACAAAUGUAUUACAAACUUGGCAAUUAUUGUUCUUGAUUGAAGGUUUACCAUCUGUUGCCUUGGCUUUAUUUGCUGCUUGGUAUCUUCCUAAUCAACCAGAAACUGCGAAAUUUUUGACAGAAGAAGAACGUCGUGUUGCUGUAGGUCGUUUAGCUAAAGAUGCUGGUGUUGCUAAUGAUCACUCUUGGUCUUGGGCGCAAGUCAACUCGGUAUUUACAGAUUGGAAAGCAUGGGCUUAUGCAUUUAUCUAUAUCUCAGGUACCAGUGCUUUACAAGGAGUGACUUUAUUCUUGCCUUCUAUUAUCUCGGAUAUGGGAUCUUGGACAAAGGCUCAAAGUCAAGCACUAACCACUCCUCCUUACUUUUUGGCAUUUAUUGCUACUGUGGCUAUCGGUUGGUCCUCUGAUCGCUUAUUUGAACGUGCCCUUCACAUGCUUGCCAUCAAUGCUCUCGGUCUUCUUGGUUUCUUUUUGAUGAUGUUUAUUGACCGUUCCAAUGUCGCCGUCCAUUAUUUUGCUGCUUGUCUGGCCACUAUCUCUGUUUAUGCAAAUGUUGCUGUCAAGGUUGCAUGGUUCAAUAACAAUUUUGCUGGUUUAACUCGUAGAGCUGUAGGUUCUGCUUUUAUCGUCUCUAUAGGAACCAUUGGAGGUGCCAUUGGAGGACAAAUUUAUUAUGAUCCUCCCGAGUACUUUUAUGGAAACUUGAUUGCUGUCUGUUUAGUAGGUGCUCAAACCGUACUAGUUAUCCUUGUUCGCUUGGUACUUGCUUAUGAAAACAAACGUCGUUCCAAAUUGACUGAAGAAAUGAAAGAAUAUGAAGUUCAUAAGUAUGGUGGUAUUGAACUCGCUGGUGAUAGACAUCCUGAUUUCAAGUACGUGUUGUAAUGGCUUAUAGUUUCUAGUUAUCAUCAUUUGAUUGGUUUUUUUUUUCUUUGUGAUUCGAUAUUUUAUGUACACUAUAAUAAAUUGUUUUUUUUUUUUUUUUUUUUU